UAGAUGGACAACCCAAUGUGUCAAACGUGGAUGUAAACAUUUCAAAACUCACGUUUAUUAGACAUUUUUCUAGCGUGCUUUUUUGUGUGUUAUUUAUGAAUUAAAAGUUGUGGUCUAAAGAUUUUUUUUUAUAUUUAGAAUAUAAAUUACUUUGUUUAACCUGUUUUACACAAUCAGUCUUUGGAGUUCAUCGAGAAAAGUUGUUUAUAAAUUAAAUCAACAAGUUAUACAUUACCAAUUCCGUUUUUUUUUGCAUACAUAGUAACCGGUAUACCCUCGAGCUUGAUUACUAGAUGAACGAUUAAUGUGCUGACUAUAAAAUUGCUUCAGUUUGACUGAAUGACAGUCUUGUUGACAAGACACAGUCACUGUUACAGAUACUGAUUUUCGUUGUUACUGUUAGAAAACACAUUGUUAAAAAUGAGUUUAAUAUCCAAUUACAUGUCUUUAGUUGUUGCCAGUGCAGUAGUGAUGACGUAUGGUCAAACCUAUAAUUAUGAUGAAAUACGUGACUUGUAUAAAGAUGACUUAGUUCAGAAUUUAGGAAAUGGAUCACAUAUAACUUUUCAAACGUUUGAGGAUCAUUUUAAAACCCGUGUAAAUACAUGGACAACUAAUAGUUCACUGUCGGAAUGCCUUGGAAACAAAAGCCCUGGGCCAGUUGCAAUCAACAAAACCUGUUUACUUCAGAAGUGCCUGACUCCAGAAGAUGUGUUCCAGUUAUCAGGCCUUGCUCAGCAGACGACAGACAAGGAAGUGUCAACUGCCGCCAUGAUGCUGGUUCAUCUCAUGGAGAACAAAACUUGUGGUUUUGAAGAACAAAGCAAAGAUGAAAUAUUGCACAAGAUAAGGCCAUCUUCAGCAGAAGCAUGGGGAUUUGGUAUACUUUGUACUACUAUAAUCAGCCUGUGUUCUCUUGGAGGCCUGAUUGCUCUACCAUUUGUACAUGGUGCGAACUACAAGAAAAUAUUGAUCUAUAUGGUGGGGCUCGCUGUGGGAACUCUAGCAGGAAGCAGCCUGCUCUUCCUUAUUCCUGAGGCAUUAGAAUUGACUGAUCAAGAGAUGAAUGAACACAGUUAUAUAUGGAAAUGUCUGGUGAUGAUUACUGGCAUAUACGUGUUCUUUAUCAUUGAAAGAAUCCUUAAAAUUAUCACCGAAAGAAAGGAGCGAACUAAACGGGACAAAAAACUGCAUCAUGAAAUUCAUCCAGGAACAUUUGCUUCAUUCCACGAGGCAGCGCCAGAGCCAGAGUAUAGGGACCUUGAUACAUUACCUCAUGUAUCACCGUGCGGCGACAGCAUCUCUAGAAGUGAUGAUUCACAGCUGAGUAAUUCAAGAAAUGAUGUUUCAGUAAAACCUGAUCAUGAAGCAAAUGGUGGAGUCACACACAAUGGUCACACUCACAUGCACGGGCAUGUACAUAAUGCUCCUCACCAUCACAGACACGUUGCCCCUGUUGCCUGGAUGAUCAUCUUUGGUGAUGGUUUACAUAACUUUAUUGAUGGCGUGUCAAUAGGAGCCGCAUUUACAGAGAGCAUUCUGGCUGGAGUGUCCGUAUCAGUUGCGAUUUUGUGCGAGGAACUCCCACAUGAACUUGGUGAUUUUGCCGUGCUUUUAAAUGCUGGUAUGAAGAUAAAGCGUGCAGUACUAUAUAACUUCCUGUCUGCCUGUAUGUGUUAUCUGGGAUUGGUUGUUGGAAUCUUUCUGGGAGAAAGUACUGCCGCUCAUACAUGGGUGUUUGCCUUUGCCGGUGGAAUGUUUCUGUAUAUAUCUUUGGUUGAUAUGAUGCCAGAAAUGAAUACAGCUGGUGAAUCUGAGGAGAACAAGAAACUUAUAGGACAGAGCAUGAUAUUUGUACUGCAGAAUCUAGGACUGCUCACAGGGUUUGCAAUCAUGUUUAUUAUGGCUGUAUAUGGAGGUGACCUUGAGGCCACUAUUAGAGGUGAAACUCACUGAGGUUCACAGAGUGGGGCUUGUGAUAUGUUUUGUUGUCAUUAAGGAUUGCUUUGUGGUUUUAUGAUAGUCAUAAUAGAUAUAUUUUAGAUACUAGGCUCUUUAACUCGACUAUUCAAAGAGAAUGUAGAGCUAUUGCACUCACCCAUGCCCUAAUUUGAUUAAAUUUUGUAUGUAAGCUAAUAUCUCGAUAUCCACUGAUAGGAAUGGAUUGACACUUCAAACACUUGUUCACUGUGAUGAUUUGACAUGCACUGUACAUGUUCUGUAACUCUGAUUUACAUUUUUAAAAAGUUUAGCCCCUUUUUUUUAGCAAUUUUUGAUUAAGUUUUGUGAUUGAGCUGUUGUCUGAGUAUCCAGUUACGGGAAUGGACUGAAAUUCACACACUUGUGAUGAUCUUAUAUUCUUUACAUAGGUUCCCUAACUCUGUUUUACAGUUUUGCAAAUUUAUGCCCCUGUAUUGACUUAGAAAUAUUUGGUAAUAUUUUUUAAUGUAAGCUGGUAUCUCAGUUCCCAUUUAUGGGAAUGGAUUGAAACAUAACACUAUGAUGAUAUGACAUGUAGUGCACAUGCUCUUAUACUGUAUUUUGCUCUUUCACAAAAAUAAGCCCUCUUUUCAACAUAGCAAUUUUUUGGUGUAAUCUAUUACAUCAUUAAGCAUCAUAAGAGGGGAAAGUUCUAUGUCUCAAAAUUGUUUCCAUUUCGUAUUUGUUUCUAUUUUUGAUUAUUUAAAAUUUUCAGUGACAAAGCUUUUGAAUAGUUGAACGUUGCUGUCCUCUGAUAUCUCUUGUUUUCUUGUGUCAGAAAUGAGUUCCUUUUAAUAUAAAGUUUAAUAAAAUAGUUUUUCAGAAGUAAUAGUCUGACAUACUUCUUACAUUACGUUGGUGGAUUUUUACACAGAUAUUUGUUCGUGAAAUAGCAGAUAUUUGUUUGAUUCAGUGUAAGAUUGAAAUAUCUUUCACGAGUGAACACCAGAUGCAAUAUAUUCAUGAGUGGCAUUGCCAAGAGUGAAUCACUGAAAAACAUGUAAUAAAUGUUUUAACAUCCAUCCUAAAACUGUUGUUUUAUGUAUUUUAUCAUUUAUUGUCAACUUUUUCUGUUUCAUAUUUUGUAUAUGAUAGGGAACACAUACUGUUAAAACCUGCCAACAAUCUGUUUUUAAACAUGAUUAUAAAUUUACCAAGAGAUUUACUUUUUGUUAGUGUCUAUUUGUCAUUUGGUAGUUUUUAAUGUUUAUAAUUAUAUAACUUGUUAUACACCCGAAGAGACGUACUAUGUUAUGAUGCCAGUGUCUUUCUGUCCAUCUGUCCGUUAGCAAUUUUGUGUCUUGAACUGCUUUAAGGAUUUUUAAGAAACUUGGCACAAAUGUUCACCACAUCGAGACAAUGGCAGAGCGCAUGUUUCGGAUGGCUCACUUCAAGGUCAAGGUCACACUUAGCGGUCAGAGGUCAUACCUUCGGGCGUAUAAUGUUCCGCAUUGCGGUGCUCUUGUUCAUAAUUAAAAGGGUAUUUUGAUAUUUGCAUUUUAUAGAAUAAUAUUUAUUGUUUAGUAGAAUGUCUGUAUGUUAGGAUGAAGCUGAAUGUUACUCUAUAAACAUUAUUUUUACCCUAAUGAUAACGAUACCUGUUGCUUUAUAUAUAGAACAACAGAAUAUUGUUGUAGAAAUAUUUGCAACGAUCAUGUGGAAAUAAGAUAAAUGUGAUACUCCUUGAAUGAUGUGCACAGAGUAUCGUGUUUUUUUGAUAUGCACAUAUAUUUAAAUAUUGUUAGUCAUAUUUUGUACAUCAUGUGCCAUGUCAAGUACGAAAUGUACAGAUAGUCAAUGCAAAACUGUUGUAUUGGGUGUAGAGAUGCAGAUACAUCUUUUUGUAUUAUGGGGAAUAACUCUUGGAGAAAAAUUGUUCUUCUCGUGAUAUUGGUAUAGUAAUAUAUAAUAAUGUUGUUUGUUGAUGUUUUUUUGCUAUGUGUGGGUUUCUUCCUGAGUUUUAAUGAAAUUCAAUGUUUUUAUCUCACCCGAGCAUGAAGUGCUCAUGGGUGACCUAUUGUGAUUACUCGUCAUUCCAGUCAACCAUAAAUAUUUCAAGUGUUAAUACAUUAAGAGACCUCAUGUUUAGAGCAAACUUCAUGAAACUUACAUAUAUGUAAAUUACCACAAAAUUUCUGUUUAUGUUUGAUAAAAAGCUAGAUUACUGAUGUAACUGUAGAGUUAUGGCCCUUGAGUCAGUAAAAAAUGUAAUUUUUCAGGCUGUUCACACAUUUAGAGCAACAUUUCUAAAGGAAUCUUCAUAAAACUGACACAGUAUAUAUAUAAUCACAAGAUUGCAAACAAGUAUGAUAACUGGCAGGAUUACUGAAACAACACUGUAAUUAUGUCCCAUGACAUAGUAAAACUUUCAUACUUUACAUCGUAAAUAGGCUAGAUUUCAACAGUGAUUCUAAAACUCAAAUAUAAUGUAGCCAGCUUCUAGAUCCUUUAUAGCUUUAUUAAUCGGCAAGAUUGCCGUUAUAUAGCAAUAGUUAUGGAUCUUGAAUUAGUCAGAAUUGCUUUUGUAGAAAGUUGUGGACAUAUAAAGAGGCCACAUCUAUUGAGUAAAUAUUUUUGAAAUUGACACAGAACAUAAAUUUCUAUAAGAGCUAGGAAAAUACGGGUUUCAUUCAAGAAUUCUCAGACAACUUAUAACCCUUGAAAUAGUCAUUAUUGACAAAUUUCAGAUAUUUUACACUGAGACCUCACUGCUUUAAUAAUCUUCAUGAAACUUACAUAGAACAUAUAUGGCCACAAGAUUGCAGAUUCAGUAGUGCCUAAGAUUGCUCUUAGAACAGAGUUAUAAUCUUUGAUUUAGCAAAAAUUGCUGUAUUAACUUCGCUAACAAAUUAGGGGCCACAUUUCUUCAGCAGAUUUUCCAAAAGUUACUCAAAAUAUAUAGAUAUGCUCACAACUUCUCAGACAAGUUGUGAUAAUGGGCCAGAAUCAAUCAUACAAUAGUUAUGGCCCUUGAUUUAGCAAAACUUGUCAUAAAUUCACUUUAUUAUGGAGUAUAUAUUAUGUUAAAGUGAUAAGUAACUGUCUUGUACAAGUAUUCAGGUGAGCAGUAAAUCACUGUCCUCUUAUUGUAAAACUCUGUUUAAAAUUAAUUUAAAUAUAUACUGAUCUCAAUUUUAAACUUGAUACAGGUAAAAGUUUUAUAUUGUUGAAUUCUUUCACAUAUAUGUAUUGUAUUUCUUAUGAACAACUGUUAAAUGAUUCCCAUGAUGUGAAAAGAAAAUUAAGGUGUCUUUAUAACUCAUUGUUGUUGGACCACACAUUAUAAAGUCUGAAAGACUGGCCAAUACUCAUUUAACUAUUACUGCCUUUAUAACAUAAUUUAUACAGAUGAAAUUUAAAACGCACACUCGUGCAGACUUUCACUACAGUCUAUGCUAAUUCAGUAAUGACAGAGGAAAAAAAAGAAAGAAAAUUUUGAUGUGUACUAGCCCUGACCAUGUUGUUAAUUUUAGAAAUAAAGAAUGCAUACAAAAAUUCAAAUUGUGCAGGCACAUUUUUCUGCUAACCUCCUGUUAUAGGCAGUGUAAGGACUUAUUUUCAAACAUAGAGUUUAGUUGCAAGAAUCAAGCAUCUGUGGUUCAAUAAAUGUAAAGAAAAAAUAUGACCCCCAAAGACCUUUUUUCUCAUGUUGAUGAUGAACAGUUGUAACUAUUACUGUAUGUAAUUUGUUAUAAAGCUUUUACUCUUACUUGUAGGUAUUACACAUUUUUUACAUGUGUAAAUUAACAUUGUCUAAAGAUUACUUUGUCUUACAUCAAAUGUUUAUUUUGCCAUAAUGAUAUUACAGCAACGAAACUGGUAUUUGUAUACUACUGACUACUGGUACAUUUCUUAGGGAAAGAAAAAGAAUUUUAAGUGCAAGAAGUUUGAAAUUGUUGAACCACUGCUGUGAUGUUUUCUAUAGUGAUUUUAAAUUUUACCUGAAAGUAAGUCAGUGUAUUUAUUAUAUUUUUCAGUAUUUGGGUUCUUUAGUUGGUGUUAAUGCUAGUCACAGAAGUUUAUGAAAUAAUUACUUCAAAUUGGAGUUGUAUUAAGAUAAAAUGGGCAUAGUGCUUAUUUCUAUCACAAUUCUAUCACAGUUUAUGAAAUUAGAUGUGUCCGCCCUUUACUAGAGUGAUGUCUGGAUUAACAGAGGAAUAUCUAGAUUAACAGAGGAAUAUCUUGAUUAAUGGAAGGAUAAUCUUGAUUAAAGGAGGGAUAUCUUGAUUAACAUAGGGAUAUCUUGAUUUACAGAGGAAUAUCUAGAUUAAUGGAGGGAUAACUUGAUUAACAGAGGGAUAUCUUGAUUAACAUAGGGAUAUCUUGAUUAAUAGAGGAAUAUCUAGAUUAAUGGAGGGAUAUCUUGAUUAACGGAGGGAUAUCUCUAUUAACAGGAAACGCUAUGUGAAUGUAGAUUGUAUUUAUAUUGUUUAAUAAUAAAACAUUCCGUUAUAAUUUGUUAUCAAUGUCUAUGAUAGGUAAUUAUGUCUUAGUUGCAGUUAUGUGUUUGUUUACUUUGUUGUUCUCUAACAUACUUUUAACUCUGUUUGGAAAAUAGUUUGCUCCAGAUUUUAUCUAAACAAUAUAACACAGAAAAACAGUAACAGUUAAAUAUUAGAAUAUAUUUGUAUUGAACAUCAUCCAGGAACUGUAUAACUUCGAACAUAAAUUGUGAUAGGACUUACUUGAAAGACCAAUAACUAACAUGACAUUGGAUACUUUGGUUUUAAUACUCUUUGCAUAUCAUUCUAAUGACAAACCAUGUUUUUCUGUUUUAAUAAUACAGUAUCAUUUUGCAUCUCUUAUUCUAUUUUAAUACUUAGAUGUUUAUUCCUAUUUUUACUGGUUUUUAUACGCCCGUUUGAAAAACGGGACGUAUUAUGGGAACGCCCCUGGCGGGCAGAUGGGCGGUUGGGCGGGCGGGCGGCGUCCACAGACCUUGUCCGGAGCAUAUCUUCUACAUGCAUGGAGGGAUUUUGAUGAAACUUGGCACAGUUGUUCACCAUCAUGAGUCGGAGUGUCAUGCGCAAGAACCAGGUCCCUAGGUCUAAGGUCAAGGUCACACUUAGAGGUCAAAGGUCAAAUUCAAGAAUGACUUUGUCCGGAGCAUAUCUUCUUCAUGUAUGGAGGGAUUUUGAUGAAAGUUGGCACAAUUGUUCAUCAUCAUGAGACGGAGUGUCAUGCGCAAAAACCAGGUCCCUAGGUCUAAGGUCAAGGUCACACUUAGAGGUCAAAGGAUACAAGAAUGAAAAAUUCAAGAAUGACUUUGUCCGGAGCAUAUCUUCUUCAUGCAUGGAAUGAUUUUGAUGUAGCUUGGCACAGUUGUUCACCAUAAUGAGAGGGAGUGUCGUGCGCAAGAACCAGGUUCCUAGGUCUAAGGUCAAGGUCACACUUAGAGGUCAAAGGAUACAAGAAUGAAAACUUUGUCCGGAGCAUAUCUUCUUCAUGCAUGAAAGGACUUUGAUGUAGCUUGGCAAAAUUGUUCACCAUCAUGAGACGGAGUGUCAUGCGCAAGAACCAGGUCCCUAGGGGUAAGGUCAAGGUCACACUUAGAGGUCAAAGGAUACAAGAAUGAAAACUUUGUCCGGAGCAUUUCUUCUUCAUGCAUUGAGGGAUUUUGAUACAACUUGGCACAAAUGUUCACAGCAUGAGACGGAGUGUCAUGCGCAAGAACCAGGUCCCUCGGUCUAAGGUCAAGGUCACACUUAAAGGUCAAAGGUCAGAUACAAGAAUGACUUUGUCUGGAGCAUUUCUUCUUCAUGCAUGUAGGGAUUUUGAUGCAACUUGGCACAAUUGUACACCAUCAUGAGACGGAGUGUCAUGCACUGGUCCCUUCUUUAAAAUUACUUCCCUUUGCUGUUACUAUAAAUAGCUUAUAUUGUAACUUUUUCAUUACAAGUCGUAGGGAAAAAUUGAGACCACUUUUCUGUAGUACAACAUGCAUGUUACAUCCAAUUCUGAGGUGUAUUUUGAGCUAUCUCUACCUGGUAAGGAUUUUUGUGUGGACUUGUAAUUUUUUUUUUUCGAUUUUUUUUUUUUUUUUUUUUUUUUUUCUCUUUAAAGAUUAACUUCCCUUAGUUGUUACUAUAAAUAACUUACGUUGUAACUUUUUUAUAAUUGACCGUAGGGAAAAACCAAGACCACUUUUCUGUGGUACAACAUUGAUAUUACUUUCAAAUUUUGGGUGUAUUUUAAGGUAUCUCUACCUGGUAAGGAUUUUUUUUGUGGACUUAGAAAAAUAAAAGAAUUACAAUAAUUUCUAAAAAAAACAACAUUGUAAACAACUAGAAAAUUAAAAUUCCAUUUGCAAAUACAGGUGCUAGUGUAAACAAAUUUGCUGUGACGGGCGUAUAUUGUGACAUUCUGCACCCUUGUUGACAAAUAUUGUUCCCAUCUGACUUUUAACUGUUUUCUAUGAAAACUUGAUUUGGUAUUCAGGUAUUGCUACAUGUUUGGAUUUUUUUCCACAAUGUAGAAUUGGAAUAAGCUGGGAUUUUCUAAAAGCUCAGGAUAAACUUAGACAAUUUGUUUGCUUUCUGAGACUGAUUUCACCUUAAAUGAAACUUAGAAUUGCCCUUGUCUCUCCAACUAUCUGUCCAUCCGAAUUUGUUUCAUGCAUAUCGCAGAAAGUGUUUGACUCAGAGUCAUCAAACCUCACUGGAUUGUCAUUCAGCAUGACAUUGUGAAGUUUUUUGAGAUUUCACUUAGACAACAGUGAUUCAGCCAGAACACAUUAAAUGCUUAAAAGUUUGCAUUGCUUAUAUCUUAAAAAAUAAUUGACCUAUAGACAUGAAACCAUGGAAUUAUAUUAUUCAGCAUGUAAAUUGUUCACCUAAGUUUUGUUUUGGAUUUCACUCUGCAAGACCAGAGUUAUGGCCCCUGACUUAGUCAAAAAUAUGCAUUAGGGGCAUAAAAGUUUGUGUUCCAUGUGUCUCAAAAAAUAUUUGACUUAAGAGUCAUAUAACAUCAGAUGAUUGUUAUUUAUCAUGUGAAGUUGUGCACCUUGUAUACUGUUUGCAAUUUCAGGCAGCCAGACUAGAGUUAUGGUCCUUGACGUAGUGAAAAAAUACACAAAAAGUGCUUAAAUAUGUAUCUUAAAAAUAUUUCACCUAGAGUCAUGAAAUCAUGUACAGUGACAGGUGGGGGGGGGGGUGGGGGACCAGCAUCCUGUGGACACGAAACCUAAUUUUCUCACUUGGUUAUAAGAUAAAUUUCAUAAAAUUGUCUUCAGUUUCUCCAUGACAUGUAGUGAGAUUUGUUUUAGUUCAAGAAUAAUGUUAUAUCACUGCUGUAUAUCUAUUAGCUUUACAUGUAUUUAUAAUUAUUUAUGCUUUAAUGCUUCAAAAUAGUCAUUGAAGUGUUGAGGGAAAGCAAAAAUUUCAGGUUUGUAUGAAAGUGUACAUUUUAUUUUCAGAUGAAUAAGCAUAGUUACAUUUUAGUUUUGAAUGAAUGCACAGAUUUCAUUAUUUGAUGAAAAAGAAUGAACUUCAGUGCUGAAUGAAAGCAUUAAUUUCAGGCACGAAUGAAUACGUCAGUUUCAGUUACGAAUGAAUUCAUGAAGCAUGAAUUGUGAGUUAACAUAAGGUACAGUAAUUCUGCUGUGAAAUUGGUGCUUUAAUACGAACCAUUUAAUGUAACUGGACACUGUAUCAUUCUAACACAGAAAGGCAGUAAUGCUUUUCCAUUGUUAAGUUGACACAGUGUCAGUGUAUGAAGGAAAAUAAAUGGUAUCAUCCAUUAUGCAAUUUGUAUUGAGGUUGUAUAUAUAAAAUCAUUUGUGUCACAAAUAUUUCAUAGAAAAUCGUCAUUGAAAAUGCAACUUCACGUGCUAAUGAUAUGUUGUUGUACAGAGAUAUAAGCCCUUGUUGUUCAUGCACAUAAUCUGGUAUGUGGUUUUAGAAGAGGAAAGUUGAAGCUGUUGAUCAAAAGUAGUGAGUUUUUGCAUGAACAGUUUACAUGUCUAUUACAUUUAUGCCAUAAAAUGCCUCAUUUAAUAAUAAUAUUUUGUGUAAUAUAGUGUACAGUUUAGUGCACUAGCAUAUAGAUUGUAAUAUGAUAAACUACUGUGUAUUUUAUCCAUUUGGUACUGAUGUAUGACAUUCAGCAUGACCACUGAAAACACUGGGGAUAAGAUUAAUCAAUUAUCAUGUAUCUUAAAAGUUUUAAAGUGACUUGUUCACACUUUACUGGUAACUUGUAUCCUUCUCACAUAAAACAAAAUUGUGUUCUUGCAAAGCAUGCAUGUAAUUUGAGAAGUUUUUUUUUUUUGAAAAGAUCAACACUUCCAAUGAUUUUAUAAAUAUUUCUUCAUUUCUGUUUUAAUAUCAGAUUCUGUGUCACCAGUUGUUUUCCGAUAGACUUCCAUUAUAACAUUAUGGUGUGUACGGCCUUCCAUAAAUUGAAACAUGUAUAUCUAAACACAUGUUUUUCAAAAACUAUCCUAGUUCCGCCAAAAUAUCAAACGAAAAACAUAUGAUGGUGAUACCCUAUUUAAGUAUGUUUCAUGUGACUGAGAUCACCCCCUGUUUACAUUGUUGGCAUGGUGGGAGGAAUUCCAUUGAUAAAACUUUUUUACAAUAAACAUAAAAUGUAGCAAAUUUUGUUAAAAUGUAUAAUAAAAUACUGUAAAUGCCGUAAAAAAUCAAUUUUGAAAAAAUAAUCACUUGGGUUUAUUUACAGUAAGUUCACUGUACAUUUUUGAAUUGGUGGUCUCUGACCAAAUGGCGAAUUUCAAAUUUUGAAGAAUACUUUCUUGUUUAAUAUAUAUAUAUGAAGGUUUGAAUGAGGAUGUUGUUUGGAUAUCAACAACUACAUAUCAAACCAAUGUUUAGUUGAUUGGUGCAGUGUGAAAUAAGAAUUUCUAGUGAAUUCAUUGUGCAGUGUGACCUUGUACAGUAUUGACAAAAAUUUACAAAUUUAAAUGAUGCAAAUUCAGUAUAUACUAUGGAAGUAAAUGGUUGUUUUUCGCUGUUGAAAUCCUUUCUCACACAGUACUGAUCAUUUUUGUAUUUAAUUAAUCAUUAAAUAUUUGAGCGGCGACUUUUUGUACAUUGUGGGUGUAUGCAUCUCAAAGAUGUGGUAAUGAUCAAAUAAAAUGUAAAAAACAUC
This is a messenger RNA of Mercenaria mercenaria, 11088 nucleotides long. RefSeq names its product metal cation symporter ZIP14-like. The transcript has 8 exons. Gene Ontology annotation, molecular function: zinc ion transmembrane transporter activity. NCBI's taxonomy places the organism in Eukaryota, Metazoa, Mollusca, Bivalvia, Venerida, Veneridae. The record is from RefSeq and is a predicted model, not a curated record. Gene Ontology annotation, biological process: zinc ion import across plasma membrane; intracellular zinc ion homeostasis. The coding region runs from base 421 to 1956 and encodes 511 amino acids. Gene Ontology annotation, cellular component: membrane.